AACGACAUCUACAACCAAUUUCGGAACACACUUUAGAUUGUUUUAUGAAGGCGACAAUCGAAGACUACGAAAGCAAAUCUGAAAAGAGAGUUUUGUCAGAUAAUUAAAAAAAAGAAAUUGUCAUUCUUAAAGAAAAUAAUUAUAAUAUAUUAAAAAAUAUGUCUUUGGCAAAGAUUGAGUUUGCAGUCAACAUGACUUGUCAAAAAUGUGUUAAUACUGUUCGAGAGAGUUUAUUAGAUUUGAACGGUAUUGAGAAUUUAGAUGUCUCGUUAGAACGUGGUACAGUUGUUGUUGAAACUAAUCUUCCAUUUACUUUGAUACAAGAAAAGAUAGAGAAAUCUGGAAAGAAAGCUGUUCUUAAAGGAUAUGGAGAAAACAAUUAUAGUGCAGUUUCGAUGUUAGGAGGUAACUCAGGAUAUAGUGUAAGUAAUAAUAUAAAAGGUGUUAUAAGAUUUGUGCAAACUGUAGAAGGAUGUAUAGUAGAUGGAACAGUUGAUGGACUUGAACCUGGACAACAUGGAAUACAUAUACAUGAAUGUGGAGAUAUCUCUAAAGGAUGUGAAAGUGUAGGAGAGCAUUUUAACCCAUAUAAUAGCAUACAUGGCGGACCUGAAGAUGAUAUAUCUAAAAAGCACAUUGGUGAUCUUGGGAAUAUAGAGGCAGACAAUAAUGGAAGAGCUUUAUUUAGGAAAAUCAAUCAACUCCUGACAGUGUCAGAUAUUAUUGGAAGAUCGCUUGUUAUUACUGAUAAACCAGACGAUCUUGGCAAAGGCAAUGAUCAACAAUCACAAAUAGAUGGAAAUAGUGGAAAAAGAUUGGCAUGUGGAAUUAUUGCUCGUUCAUCUAGUUUGUUUCAAAAUACAAAACAGAUAUGUGCAUGUGAUGGUCUUACUAUCUGGGAUGAAAGAGAAGGCACACGUUCAAAUCAAAAAGAAUUAACAAAAUACACAGAAACAAGUAAUAAAAUAUGUAUACAAGUCUCUAAAUACAUCUGUGGAUCAUUCCAAUUGUUGAAAAUGAUUAUACAUUCCAUUCGAUAUAAUGAUAUUGCAAAGUUUUACAUGUAAAUACGUUUUUAAAAAUAUGCAUUUCUUCAUUUUUUGCAAUAAAGGAAAAUUAGCAAUA
Messenger RNA from Vespa velutina, 1125 nucleotides. It is a transcript of the gene Ccs, whose product is annotated as copper chaperone for superoxide dismutase-like. The transcript has 7 exons. NCBI's taxonomy places the organism in Eukaryota, Metazoa, Arthropoda, Insecta, Hymenoptera, Vespidae. Gene Ontology annotation, biological process: removal of superoxide radicals. The record is from RefSeq and is a predicted model, not a curated record. The coding region runs from base 159 to 1067 and encodes 302 amino acids. Gene Ontology annotation, molecular function: copper ion binding.